AUGACUUUGAUUACUCAGAGGCUUUUAACUCUAGCUUCUGAUGCUAUUGAAGGUUUUUAUGAGCAACACACUCCAUUUGCUAAGUCUCCCACCUCUCCACCUGGUAUACAUCAGGAAGGUACAGACCAGGACCCUAAUGCUGCUUCUCUCUUGGAUGUCUUCAACUACUGGCUCAAAUCCCCUGAUGCUAAGAAACGGAAGGCUGUUCCCAAUGGGCCUCCUGCAAAGAAGGCCAAGAGAGAAUCUUCCUCAAGCAGUGAUGACAGCUCCAGUGAAGAUGAGAAACCCACAGCCAAGAAACCAGGUGGGGUUUGCAAAAGGGCUUUGGGCUGGACGGCUAGGAACAUGAUCUCUCGCUGGACAGUUUCCACACGGUAUCCAGCGGAGGUGGAAAGCACAGGGCAAGAAGGAGUGGCUUUGGCUAAUGCUCGGCAGUUCCUUAGUGCCCAGCCGUGCAGUGAAGCAGUUUUCUUUGGAAGCCUGUCACCAAAGCACAGGCGCAGCAGCGAGGACUCCAGCGAGGAUUCAGACUCUGAGGAGGAGGAAAAGAAGCCUGCACAGAAGGUAACCAGACCGCAGGCCAAGCCAGCUGCCACCAAAUCCCAGCCCCAGAAGAAGGCUGAGAGCUCUUCCAGCUCGGACUCAAGCAGCUCAGAGGAUGAAAAACCAAAGAAACAGCCACUGAAGCCAGCCACAGUUAAAACAGCAGCUAAAUCAGAAGGAAGACAGGCUGCCCAGGUGACUCUCAAAACAGCCAAUGGGAAAGCAGAAAGCAGCAGCAGCAGCAGCGAGGAGUCUGAUGAGGAAAAGGUUGCCAAGGCUGUUCCCAAGAAAACACCAGCGCUCAAACCUGCGGCCACCCGGGCACCCCCAGGGAAAGCCAAAGCCCCUGCCAAAGAGAGCUCCAGCAGUGAGGACUCUUCCGACAGCUCGGAGGAUGACAAGCCAGCUCCAAAAUCCAAGCUGAAGCCUGGUCCAUACAGUGCCGUGCCACCCCCUCAGGCGACUGACCCAAGAAAGGGCAAGGCAAAGCCUGUUGCAAAGGCUCCUGGGAAAAAAGCCGAGAGCAGUGACUCCUCAGACAGCAGCUCGGACAGCAGCGAUGAAGAGGAGCAGGUGCCCAAGAAGGGAGCAGCAGCCAAAGCAAGUCUGGCCAAAAAAAAACCUGCCGCAACACGCCCAGCUGUGACCAGCAAGAAGGGUGGCUCCAGUUCGGACAGCGACUCGGAUUCCAGCUCUGAGGAAGAGAAGGCAGCGACCAAGCUCCCUGCCAAAUCGCUCGCGGCGAAGGGGCCUGCCAAGCCAGGACAAGCAAAGAAAGGCUCCAGCUCCUCUUCGGACAGCUCAGAUUCCGACAGCUCCGAGGAUGAGACCCCUGCAAAGCCUGCAGUCAAACCAGCUCCGCCUGCCACAGAGAAGCCGCCUGCUGUGACAAAGAAAGCCCAGAGCAGUUCGGAUUCCGACAGCAGCUCGGAGGAGGAGAGAGCCCCUCCAGCUAAGCCAGCCAGCAAGCUAGCUAAGCCAGCGUCCAAACCCUGCACCCCGGGCCCCAAAGCCAGCAGCUCAGAUUCUGACAGCUCAAGCAGUGAGGAGGAGCAGAGCAAACCAGCAGUGAAACCAGCCAGCAAAUCACCCGCAGGGAAGAAAGUGGCUGGCACCCGCAGGGAAGAAAGUGGCUGCUGCUAG
Pelodiscus sinensis (Chinese soft-shelled turtle) is the source of this 1686-nucleotide messenger RNA. The record is from RefSeq and is a predicted model, not a curated record. NCBI's taxonomy places the organism in Eukaryota, Metazoa, Chordata, Testudines, Trionychidae.